AGUUUGACAAAUUCUCCGCAGGUGUUCAUGUGUCAGACUUGAACCGUCAAACAGACACGCACAAUGGACUCUGGCUUUGAUAACCUAGAUGCUGCUGGUUUUCUGGAAAUCUGGCAACACUUUGAUGCUGAUGAUAAUGGCUAUAUUGAAGGCAAAGAGCUUGAUGAGUUUUUCCGUCAUAUGAUGAAGAGACUGGGUCCACAGGAGAAAGUGACAGAAGAGCGAGUGCAGUGCCUGAAGCAGCGGUUCAUGUCUGCCUAUGAUGUCACCGCUGAUGGCAAACUGCAAAUCGAGGAGCUGGCCCACAUGAUCCUGCCCGAGGAUGAGAACUUCCUGUUAAUUUUCCGCAGAGAGGCGACUCUGGACAACAGUGUGGACUUCAUGAAGAUUUGGAGGAAGUAUGAUGUUGACUGCAGUGGAUACAUCUCCGCUCAGGAGCUCAAAGCAUUCUUGAAAGACCUGUUCCAGCAGCACCACAAGGAAGUGCCAUCUGACAAAAUGGAUGAAUACACAGACACUAUGAUGAAAAUCUUUGACAAGAAUAAAGAUGGAUGUUUAGAUCUAAAUGAUUUGGCAAGGAUCCUGGCUUUAGAAGAAAAUUUCCUGCUGCAAUUUAAAAUGGAUGCCUGCAGUAAAGAGGAGAGGAAGAGAGACUUUGAAAAGAUAUUUGCGCAUUAUGAUGUUAGUAAAACAGGAGCACUGGAGGGCCCAGAAGUGGAUGGCUUUGUCAAAGACAUGAUGGGACUGGUCAGGCCCAAUUUGACUGGUUCUGACCUGGACAAGCUGCGAACUGUAAUGCUGCGUCACUGUGACGUCAACAAAGAUGGGAAGAUACAAAAGAAUGAGCUGGCCUUGUGUUUGGGAGUGAAGCUAAAGCUGUAGCGCUUUAAAGUCUAAAAGGCUGAUCAGUAUUUAUGAACCAAAUCAUGAUUAACUGUUGUCCUAUUAAAUGAUAAGUGACUUUGUGCAUGUUGUGAUCAUAUUUGAUUUGCAUACUGUAUGUACCAACAGUGGCUUACUAAGUUACUAAGUUUAGCCACACAUGUUUGUGUGCUUAUUUUAUCCAAAUGUGGAAAAAAUAACAUUUUGAAGCUUUAAAUAUGUGUGCAAUAUUAAUAUUUGGAUUAACCUCAACUCAACCUCAAAACAAGGGCUGUAAUGUUUUUGAUGAUACCAAAAGAUAGAAAUAUAUGAAUGAUGAAAAUUAGUAAAAGGAAAAAUAAAUGUUGUGGUGCUACUUACAAGACAUGGGCGUGUGAAAUUUAACUGCUGAUGUGACUAUACUCUACAGACGACACGCUGUAGACUGGGCUCUUGUUUGCGGUGCCAGAAUGAAGACAAAAUCCCCUUUAAGUGACUGGACCCUCUGGCCACUAAAAGGCAGCUAAUGGUGUGGACGUAAAAAUCUUUGGUUUACCGCAACUACAAUGUGUCCUUUGAGCUCUGAGACCUGUAACUGUGAUAGUGUUGCACAUACGCUAUGGGUCAGUCAUAAGAUAAUGCACAAUAAAAGAGACUUGA
Periophthalmus magnuspinnatus is the source of this 1521-nucleotide messenger RNA. RefSeq names its product secretagogin-like. NCBI's taxonomy places the organism in Eukaryota, Metazoa, Chordata, Actinopteri, Gobiiformes, Gobiidae. The transcript is spliced from 11 exons. The coding region runs from base 64 to 882 and encodes 272 amino acids. Gene Ontology annotation, molecular function: calcium ion binding. The record is from RefSeq and is a predicted model, not a curated record. Gene Ontology annotation, cellular component: terminal bouton; synapse; dendrite. Gene Ontology annotation, biological process: regulation of presynaptic cytosolic calcium ion concentration; regulation of long-term synaptic potentiation.